Molecule: messenger RNA, 10044 nt
Organism: Salvelinus sp. IW2-2015
Lineage: Eukaryota; Metazoa; Chordata; Actinopteri; Salmoniformes; Salmonidae
Source: RefSeq, a predicted model, not a curated record
GAUGUUUUUCCCCCUCCACCCCUUUUACCUGACACUUCUGUAAACUAUAUAAAAAUGGUUUUGUACUUAAGUAAUAACGAGACUGUAACAGUCUUGUGCAGCGGUGGCUUUGCUGCAAGUUAAAGGACCGGUUAUAAAUUGCUGAAUAAGCCACGUGCUUAUUUGGGAAGGGUAGCGGAGCUUGUUACUUUGUGGAAACGUUCCAUUGCAUCUGACUGAUUCUGCGCAAGACUACGAAGAAAAAAGCACCCAGGUAGGCUACUGCUGGACAGGUGAGACCAGACCAUGGCUCCUCUGACACCUCUUCCCCUGUUGUGGUUAUGGCUGACCCCUGUCCAUCCCGCUGGGUAGCUGGGAAAUAUGCCCUAUCAUCAAUGACCUAUCUCAUCCUGCAGCCCAACCAGGAGACUGACAGGACAGGACUAACAUACUCAUUAGCCCUUCUCAGCUCUUACAACCAGUACCUCCCCAACUCCAGACCAUUAGACUACACUACUCUGUUGCUGUGCUGUUCUGUUUUUAUCCCUCACAUUGCCACCAGGACAGUGCAGCUAAGCUUUAGGCUGGACUGUCUGCCAGCAUGCACAGGGCCAAGGGAGGGCCUGGCCCCCCACACUUCCAGGACAUCUAUGAAUUCUCCUUGGAUGGUGACGAGACCGCGACCCAGAUCUUUCUGCGGGGCCCGGGGAAAGCCAUGGAGGGCCCGGGAAUGCCCCGGUCCCCUCACUACAAGUAUAUCCAGACUGAGCACCAGCAGGGGGGCCUCUUCUCCCUCGGGCCCCCUACCCAUGAAGAGGCCCUCGCGGCCCUCCAGGGAAAGAAGAGGAGGCGGUGCGGCGUGUGUGGCCCCUGUAUGCAGAAGGAGAACUGUGGCACCUGCAGCAACUGUAUGAACCGUAAGAUUGGGAAGCAGAUCUGUAAGCUGCGUAAAUGUGACCAGCUGAAGAUGAAGGGACAGAAGGACUGGGAGGUGGGACAUAUUGAGGACAACAGUAAAGCCUGGUUUGUAAAGGCCAAUCUGGCGACAGAGACUGUUUCGGACGCUCGUUCAGUGGAUGGCCCCAGAAGAGGAGGCCAGAUGGAAACUGGGUCACAUGACCGCCUCGAGGAAGGCGGUUUGCUGAGCCUGGAACUGACCAAUGGGGUGAGCCGGCAUCCCAGGGACACCCAUGAGGAGGGUGGAGCUGGCCUUGAGCCCCAGAGGGAGCCCCAGCGGUCAAGGAGUGUUUCCCCAGGACAGGGCUGUGUACCUGGGCACAGCAAAGCCACCCAACCCCAUCAGCAGCAGCAUUGCAAUGGCUGGAGCAGUACUGGUAGGACUCUUGGGAAGCCUGUCCAUGAGGCAGACAUGGAGGUUGCACGCAACCUGGUAGCCUUCUCAGCCAGUGUGAGUGUGGGCUCCCUGCCCCCCUCAGGUCACCUUGAGCCCCAGUCCCACACCGCCCAGCUGUAUGAGAAGUUCAACCAGGAGAUGGGAACUGGUGAGGGGGCUGCGGCUCAAGCCAGACUCCAAGCACCAGAAGGAGGAAACCAGGCUAUCCCCCCAGAGGACCUGAACACCCUGCAGAAUGCCCUGAGCCAGGCGCGGCACGGCUACAAGCCCCCCAACUGUGACUGUGAUGGGCCAGACUGCCCGGACUACCUGGAGUGGCUGGAGAAGAGGAUCAAACAGAGAGGGGCAGGGGAGGAGCGGGACAACAACAUSCCCUGCUCCAAGAUGACCGCUGACACGCCGCCUCAUCAACAGCCCCCACACUCACAGCAGCCCCCCCACCCCCAACCCUAUGUCAAUGGAGGUAACCCUCCCUCCUGUCCACCACUACACCCACAUCAACAGGGACAACAUCCAGCCCCUAUCCCCUGCUCCCCUCAGGUCCUCUCGAUCGCCAAGGAGAAGAACGUCAGUCUGCAGACGGCUAUUGCCAUCGAGGCCCUGACCCAGCUGUCUGCCACUGUCCCCCAGACCGUGGUCCCUCCUGCCCAGGCCUCCUCCACCAGCCAACCUCAACACCACCCCCAACACCCCCCUCUACACCUCCAGCACGGCACCCGCCUGGUCCCCUCCUCCCCCAACCCCCUCUCCUCUUUGUCCUCCUCGCGUUCACAAUCCGUCCCUCCUGGACUAUACCCCCAGCUCCAGCAGAGCCCUGUGUCGUGGGAGCAGCAGCACAGACCCCAGUCCCAUGGCCAUCCGGCCCACGCCUCCCCUCUCCCGUCCUCCACUUCACCCUUCCCCGGGAAGCCCCAGGCAGGCAGCCUCCUGCCUCACCACCAGCAGUGGCAGCAGCAGCAGCAGCAGCAGGGCCCUGGGCGAUCCCAAGAGCAGAGGAACCAGUGGAUAAACUCAGAUUCCCAGCAGCCUCUCUUCGCCCCUCCGUCCGGUGGCCACAGCACUGGCGACCCCAUGUCCGAGCUCAAACAGCUACUGGGGGACUCCGGCGGAAAGUACAUAAACGGCCCCUUCAAGUUGCCCGUCCCACAGCACCACAUCAAGCAGGAACUAGGGAUGCCUCGGGUCAAGCAGGAGGUAGACUCCGGGGAGUACCAGAGCUCUGCCUGCGCCUCCAUGGGGGGCUGCUACAGCUUGAUAAAUGGCCAGCAGCAGCCUGGGUACCCUGGUCCACCUCUCUCCCCGGGCAGCGCAGCCAUCCGCCACUCCACCCAGACAGCUCUGCAGCAGCACCUUCACCACAAGAGGAACCUCUUCUCCAACUCUCCUGGCCUCCCAGGCCUCUGCCCUCUGCGGCCCGCCAAGGCCUGCCAGAACCUCCGCAAGUGGUGGCCCCAACAGAUGGGCCCCGAGGGCCACCCCGUCCCCGUGGCCAUCAAGCAGGAGCCCAAGGAGCCCAAGAGGAGGAAGAGCACAGCGGGGACAUCUCCGCUCCUCAAGCAGCACCCAGGGGGUGGGAUGCUGCUCCAGCCAGGCCCCAAACCCAAGACGAUAGUCAUCAAGAAGACCAAGCAGAAGGUCUCCCUGCCAACCUUCCUGCCUCACAGACAGAUUUCCAUACAGAAACCGUCUCCCCUCACCAUUACCGGAGCCCUGCCUCUGGCCAGCGCCCACCUAGGUUUUCUCCCUCUCCCUACCUUCCCCCUCCUCAGUAACCCCACUCAGGCUGCCGCAGGCCUCCCUGCCCCAGCCCAAUCUCAGGUAUCCAUUUUAAACUCUUCUAUUGCACCCUCUGUCGCUCCCUCUGCCUUGUCUGUAAACACUCCAGACUUCUCAACCCCUCAGCCUCUCCCUGUAGCCCUGGACAUCCCAGCAAGCUCAGCGGAGGCUAGCGCCACACAGACCUCCACCACCUCUCAAUCCAUACCAGGCCUCAGUUCCCUGGACCCCAAGUUCGAGGAGCUGAUCUGCCAGUUUGAGGCAGAGUUCGGGGACAGUUCAUCCUCGGCCCCAGYGCCCUUCCCUUCACAGAUCCAGAGCCAGGACCAGGCCCCUUCAGCCUCAGCCCAGCCCGUGGUGACAGAGUCUCAGCCCAAAGGUAACUCAGGACAAGCCAGGCACCCAUCACCAUCCAGCACUACCAUCACUCAGUCCUCCAGCGCUGCUCCAUUAGCUCCUACCACAGCCCCACCAGCAGACCAGGACACGGAGGUGGACAAGGAGGAGUCAGGGGGUAUGAGUAAAGUAACCUCCACCACACAGCCCUCCACUGAGAGCCCCAUGGAGGAGCAGCGGGAGGCAACCAAGCUGCCUCUCUCCCCGUCCCCACUGCCCAAACGCAUGAAGAUUGAGACCAAUGGGAACGUAGCUGUCCUCUCCACCACUGGAUUAUUCUCUGAUGGGGGCGAGGACGACACCCCCACUAAAGAUGGAUUCCCCCUUAACCCCUCCCUAAAAGGCUUCCUUGAGUCGCCACUACGCUACCUGGACACGCCCAUUAAGAGUCUGCUAGACAUGCCCGCCAAGGACCUCCAGGCUGAGUUCCCCAGCUGCAACUGUGUCGAGCAAGUCCUGGAGAAGGAUGAGGGUCCGUACUACAAUCACCUGGGCUCCGGGCCCACUGUGGCCUCCAUACGAGAGCUGAUGGAGACCAGGUAUGGAGAGAAGGGAGAUGCUAUCCGUAUUGAGAAGGUGAUCUAUACCGCGGAAGGCAAGAGCUCUCAGGGAUGUCCCAUCGCCAAGUGGGUGAUUCGUCGGGGCAGUGAGACAGAGAAGUUGCUGUGUCUGGUGCGUCCCCGGCCGGGUCACCACUGUCCCAACGCUGUCAUCAUCAUCCUCAUCAUGGCGUGGGAGGGCGUGCCACGGGCGCUAGGCGACAAGCUCUACCGAGAGCUCUCCGCCACCAUCACCAAGUUCGGCAACCCCACCAGCCGCCGUUGUGGACUCAACGACGAUCGUACGUGUGCGUGCCAAGGCAAGGACCCUGACAGUUGUGGAGCGUCCUUCUCCUUCGGCUGCUCCUGGAGCAUGUACUUUAACGGCUGCAAGUACGCCCGCAGCAAAACACCCCGCAAGUUCAGACUGGCAGGAGACCACCCCCAAGAGGAGGAUCAACUCAGGGAUAACUUCCAGGAUCUGGCCACUGAGUUGGCUCCCCUGUACAAGCAGCUGGCCCCACAGGCAUACAAUAACCAGUGUCAGAAUGAGGUGACGGCUCCAGACUGCAGGUUGGGUCUGAAGGAGGGCCGGCCCUUCUCUGGUGUCACCGCCUGCAUGGAUUUCUGUGCCCACGCUCACAAGGACCAGCACAACCUCUACAACGGCUGCACUGUGGUGUGCACUCUGACUAAAGAGGACAACCGUAAGGUGGGGGAGAUCCCAGAGGACGAGCAGCUCCACGUACUUCCCCUCUACAAGGCCGCCCUCACAGACGAGUUCGGCAGCGAGGAGGGCCAGCGGCAAAAGAUGCGCACUGGCGCCAUUCAGGUGCUUAGCAACUUCCGCCGUGAGGUCCGCAAGCUGCCCGAGCCCGCCAAGUCCUGCCGCCAGCGCCGCCUGGACGCUAAGAACCGCGCCUCGGAGAAGAAGAAGGCCAAGCAGCAGCUGCCCACGGAGACGCCGGAUAAGACGGUGAUCAAGACGGAGGUCCGGCACGCUGGCUCCCCUGUCAGACAGUACGGCAAUAAAGUGAUCACUAAGCAGGAGGUGAAGCCCACCAUAAAGAAGGAGCCAGUGGACCAGUGCCAAUACCCCUACCACGUCUACCCCUCCAACCCUGGCUACUACGCACUUGGAGGCCCCCCUUCCAAUGGCCAGCCCCCUGCACUUCCACCUCCACCAGGCCCUGUAAAUGGCUACCACCCCAAUCUACCCUCAGCACUGCCUUACGGCUACUACAACUAUCCCCCCAACCCUAACCCACUUUUCCCCCAUGAGCUCACUUACGAGGGCCGCAACAGCUCCUGGCUUCACGCAGGGCACAAUGCUUCCCCCGGCCCUGUGGACAAGAAGCCAGACGUUCAGAGCCUCCAGGCCAGGCUGGCACACUCCUAUUCAGGCCCAGGCCUCCCUGAGCAGCAGCAUGGAGACCCAGCCAACCAACACCAAUGCAARGCUUACCCACACCCCCACCAGCCUGACUAUAACCAAUCACGUCCCUCCUCAGUCUCCUCAGAGCCCUCCCACAGAGGGACCCCUGUCAUCAAGCAGGAGCCCAUGGAUGUGCCAGUGUAUGAGGGGGGCAAUACCCAGAGCUGUCCCGACAGUCCCAUCCCCACCCCACAGCCUGAAGGGCCCUGGCCCGGGCACAAGCCCAACGGGAGUAUGGUACCAGGCAGCUGGGAAGGCAACCUCCAACCACCAUGCCCCCCGGAGGCUCCCUUCACUUCAGACAAGCAGCAGGUCCACCAGCAGGGACCUCACCAGACUUCCCAGUCUCCAUACUCGCAGCAUCAGCAUCCCCCACAACAGCCCUCCCCAUACCCCCAGCAGUGGAACUCGUACCCUGGCCCCAACACCCCCAAGGCCUCCCCUGUUCCCUCCCCGUCACCCUCUUCUUCCCCACACCCCGGCACCCCCCGCCACUGGGACAGCCCUGCUCCCAGCCCUCAGCCUAAGGCUUGGCCCAUGGGCAUGGUUCCUGCUGGGUACUGCCCUAGCCCCGCCAGAGGCUUCCCCGACAAGAUAUGCUCCAAAGCGGGCGAGAGUCAGGGCUCGACCCCCCUAGGUCUCCAGGAGAAGGCCUGGAAGUCUUUCGGAGGAUCCAUGGCAGGUACACAGUCUCCAGCCCCAGAGGCCUGCUGGGACCCUAACCGGGCCGAGACCCCGAGCGACGUCGAGAGCCAGAGAGGUCGCGACCUGGACGAGGAAGAGCAGUGGUCGGACAGCGAGCAUAACUUCCUGGACCCCAGCAUCGGAGGGGUGGCGGUGGCACCCGCCCACGGUUCCAUCCUGAUCGAGUGUGCCCGGCGUGAGCUGCACGCCACCACGCCGCUCAAGAGGCCCGACCGCUCUCACCCCACCCGCAUCUCCCUGGUGUUCUACCAGCACAAGAACAUGAACCAGCCCUGCCAUGGCCAGUGGCUCUGGGAGGCUAAGAUGAAGAUGCUGGCGGAGCGGGCUAGAGAGAGGCAGCAGGAGGCAGCACUACUGGGGCUGCCCUACGAGGACAUCAAACCUGGGAAGAAACGCAAGUUGGGGGCCACGGCAGGAGGGGCCAGCCCGGGGCCUGGCCAGACCAUGGAGGGGCCAGUGAUGGGGAUUGUGACGCGGUUGGCCACCACCCACCACACCACCUCCACGGUCACUGUGUCCCCUUAUGCCUUUACCACCCUCACAGGGCCCUACAGCCACUUUGUGUGAGGAUGGACAGACAGACGGACACACAGGCUGGUGGAGGGAGAGCGGGCUGAGCAGGACAGYGAUGAGUAUCUCAGCCCCUCCUUUAGUCCUGUGUCUCUCUCRAUCCUUCUCCUCCUCCUGCUCUGUUUUCUCACUCUGGUGCUCUGGGCUGGAAGGAGGGGGACUACUGGUUUGAUUCCUCUUUUUGUUUUGUUUGUUUUUUACCUCAUGUCAGGCAGCAGUUUGGGCCCGACCCUGGACCAGACAGACACACUGCCUGUGGUGCUCUUUCUCUCUCCUCUGCGGGAGGGACUCCAUUGCUUCUCCUUCUUCAUAGAAUUUUAAUGAUCCUUCUAAUUAUUACUAUUAUUAUCAAUAUUAUUACGAUUGUUAUUGUUACUGUCAAUGUUGUUAUUACAGGUAUUAUUAUUAUUAUGAAGAUGCUGAUUUGAUUUGUUUGUUUAUUGAUGUGGUUGUUUUUUCAUGUUAUUAAUUAUUAUUUUGUUUAUGUUGUGUUUUUUUACCGAGGGGUCUGUCUUGCUUUUUUCCCAUAUUUCUGUAAAUCUGCCCUUUUCUUUUUUGGGGGGGGCUUUUGAAAUGUUUGUAACUGUACUUGGAGAAAGGCCUUUCUCAACACUGCAAGGCUCUUCAAGACUGUCUUUCCAACAAGCAUGACAUACACAUGUUUUACAUUUGAAUCAUUAAUCUUGACCAAAAGAGUGAAGAGAAACCCACAGAAACUUCUCUGAACCAUCCCACAUAGUGGAAGGUUUUUAGUAACGUCCCCAAAGUCAAGCCUUUUUUAAACCAACUCCUGUCCUGUCUGCCUUGCUGUGAAGAGAAGGGUUCUUCUCUCUCCAUUUGUACUCUCACCCCCCGAUCCGCAUCACUCUACUGCUGUGGUGCUUCAUUGAUCUUUAUCCCUUUUACAGGGAUGAUAUCAGUCUCUCCAUUCAUCUCUUCUUCACGGCACUAGAUGCUGAAUAUAAGGGUGCUCUUAUAGCAUAGAUGUAGAGUGAGAACAACAGGCACUAGAAGUCCUCAUCUUCCUUCAGGUGUUGGUUGAGAGAUCUAUCCCUCCAGUUCUAUGGCUCCUGUGGGGAUUAGUGAGCGCUUUCUAUUUGAAGCACAAGAGGGCAGCAGUGACCCCUGUAAAAUGGUGCACUGAUACACACAGAAACCAACUCUCACHUACAAACACACAUGGGCACACAUGGGCACACACACACACACACAAAGCUCUUGUCAUCAAGCCAGCACAGAGCAAUGCCUUACUGCUUUAAACCACCGAAGCAUGGCCGCCAAAGUCUGGUCCUUCCAAUGACCGCAGGCAGCACGGGCCACGCAAGCCCUUUAUCCUGAAACCAGAGACAAUGAUGGGAAUAGUGUGUGGACAGAAAUGCACUCCUAAACACACUGGUGCUUUCCCUACACAUGUUGACACACAAAGGGCUCAGUCAGUGAGUCCUGCUUCUGCCUGGUGCUGUUUUGAAGCAGAGCAAGGUUUGUCUCUAUGCACACACUGUCACGACAGAGCCAGUAAAUCCUUAUUCACCAAUCAUGGCUGCCUCUGCAUUGCUUGCGUGUCAGAGCCAGAGCCUGCUUGGGGCUCACUUUUGAGAUGAGAAAUCUUGGUGCUUAUGAAGUGGUCGAGAUAGAGCUCUCUAUACCUCAACGUUGCCGAGACACUGGUCAUGGUUGCAAAACGCUACAAACACACACACACACAGGCACCACUGAGGUCAGAGGAACAUGAUAAAUAUUAGUCCACAGAUUCCCCGUGUGCUCUACAAACUCAUUUUAAUCCACUUUUUUAUUAUUUAUUACAUGAUAAUGAUGAUGAUUGUUGUUAUUGUUUUUUUGUUUUGUUAUAGCUAAUAGAAAUUGUACAUACAGAAGAAAAUAUUUUAUAAAAGCACUUUUAAUCUUGAUUUCAUUGAGAGAAAAAAGAGAACAGAUUAUUGACAACUUGAAGCUUCGUUUUUUUAACGUUUUUUGUUUUUUUCUCGAGAGAUAAAAAAAAAGGUACAUAUUUAAAAUAUUUAGGUAAGAUUAUUUAACUGUUGAGGGAUAAUGACUAAAUCAUAAAUGAUUCCAGGCUUUUUAGUCCAGUCAGUUUGCCAGACAGCCCUUAGUAACAGAAAACAACUCAGUGAUUUCCAAUGUGUUGUUAUGUCUGUAGAUGUAUACUCAAUACUGCUGUCCUGAUUUCAUAAGUACUGUACUACACGAUACCUCUGACAGCAACCAACCAGCCACCCUUCCUUCAUGAGAAAAGAUUGACCUAAUCAGUAAUCAGGCCAUUUAUAAGCCAGAGUAUGAUAUCUAYCAUUCCACUCUGAGAAUCAAUGAGAAACAAAGUAUUUCUUGUUUUUUAACACAAGAAUCAAACAGUUGCAGAAUCAAAGUUGUCAGAAGUGCUUGUAUGAGAGAACUCUAGUGACAGAGGUGAGGUGUAGCCCCAGCAAUCUGUCUUGUCCAUUGUGUUAGACUGAGGUGAGAGGUUGUCACCACCGUAACUUGUUUUUAAUGUGGUAUUAUCAAUGAUAGUGAUUUUAACAGUAGUAAAAGAUGUAACAGUAAUGGAAAACUAUGACAACUUAACACUUGUAGUACCAGACUGAAGGUGCAGUGUAUUAAUGGAAGACACCAGAUAAUAACUGGUAGUUUAGUUUGUAAUAUCUUUUAUUGGUUGUUGUAGAUUGUCACAGACAUGACCAACAGGACUUUGACUAAUUUAGGGACUGGGGGAAUAUGGCUAUUCUAUUCCCACCGUUAGAACAAACUCCCCCUUUAAUAACGGCAAUGCAUGAUCGACACACAGUUAGAAUGAUUCAGUCAUAUUUAUGACCUAUGUAAUAAUGGGUGCUGAUCAUAUAUACUGCAUAUUCAUUUUUGAUUUGUACAAAACAUUUUGGGAGGCUAAUGCUAUGGUGCUACUCCCUAACUUCACUGUGGAAUAAAAUGGGGGGACAUGAUUAUAUCACUGAUAUUUUUCUGAGCUCUUAGAAUGAUAAGAUAAACUAUUUCUUUGAAUAUUGCAGUUUCAAUGAUGGGGAACUACUCCGGUGCUGAUGUAAUGGGAAUUUCCCAUUCAUGUUCAAGGUAAUAAAAAAAUAAGAAGAAAACUGUUGAAUUGAACCAAUCACACAGUUCAUACACAACUUUUAUUAAUCCUUCGUCCACAUAAGCUACUUGAAAAGGAACUCUAUUCUCGCUUUAACUGGUAUGGGGAUUGAAGAAUCAUAUUAUAUUGAAGUGAACAGACUGUUAUCUUAAUUAAAAACUUGGUGCAGUGUAUGUGCUGGAAGCUA